Molecule: messenger RNA, 1807 nt
Organism: Cutaneotrichosporon oleaginosum
Lineage: Eukaryota; Fungi; Basidiomycota; Tremellomycetes; Trichosporonales; Trichosporonaceae
Source: RefSeq, a predicted model, not a curated record
AGAUCACUGGCCAAACUCGUUUUACACUGGCUGGCAGACGGUUUGUCCCCGUCUACUUUCCCCCGACGCUGUUCCUGUCCCCUAUCUCCUCGUCCCAGGUCGACUCGCUCGGCCACCAUCACCGACCCCUACGAUGAGUAGCGAAGACGAACCAGUCCAGAGAACCGCCAUAGCGGGGCAUCAGCAGCUUCCCUUGGCGCCGCCUCCGCCUGUACCCGCCUCCAACCCGCCGUCAGCCAUGUCCGCCAAAUCCGCACCGCCUAGCAAAGAGCCUUCUGGAGGGUCGGACGGUGCCGGCACGCCCUCAACCGAGAACCGCACCGCUAUCCUUGGUUCGCAGAAGCUGACGGAGGAGCCUAAAUCAGUGGAGACUCCGUCGUCGACGUUUGCCACACCGGCCGCACCUGCAUCCAACGGCUCGCACCACCCUCCUCGACCCUCGCGCUGGACCAAGGCGCGGUCGACCUCGACAGAGUCGUUCGUGUCGAGCAUGGGCAUACCAGCCACCCUAGGCUCGCAGUAUAACCAAGAAGGCUUCCCUAAUUACCCGGUCUCGUCGGAGGACGAGGACGGCGACGUGCGCAUCGCCGCGGACGAUGAGGCGAUUGCUAAGCAACUUGCGCAGACAGACGAGGCCGUGCGCCAAAUCAAUGGCACAGCCAGCGUUGUCCAGCGCAACUUUGGUAAUAUGAUGCCUUCUGCCCCUUCCUCGAAUCAGUACGAACUACCUCGAGCUGCAGCAGCGUACGUCCAACGCCGUCCUGGCGGCGAUAUGCGUGACCGUGGAGAGCUCAGAACGGGCGGAUCAUUUGUCUCCUCCGGCUCGUCGACCUCGUCUGAGGAGUCCGACUUCCUUCCUGGCGUGCAAUGGGUCGAUUCUGUUUCGCAGCGACCUACCGCCACCACCUUCAACUACCCGUUCUACUACACCGGGAAGCCGAGCAGCUCGUCCAAUACGACCAUGCCCCCGCCGUCGAUUAUUAGCACUCGGAAGCCUCCGUCGCCUGGGGGAGGUAAUUCCAGCAGCGUCACGACGAGUGGACCCCUGACGCCGAACCCCGGGCAGCGCGAGGCGUCCGCGGAUGGUACGGGUGACAAUGAUGAAGAUGACCACACUGCUCAUCAAGUUAGGACAGCCGAGCCUCCGACGAAGCGGCCUCGAUACAAGAAGGAUCAGGAGACUCCUGACUCGAGUCUCCGGAUCCCGCCGAGUGACCCUAGCGAGGAUUCUGACCUUGAGUCCCCCCACAGCGCAUCUGAGAGCGAGUAUAACGCAGGCAAAAAACGAAUCCGCAGAUACUCCAAGGACAAGGGCUCUCGUGUGCGCCCAACGCUACCCAUGCUAGCUGCGCCGGUAUCCCCGUCCUCAAGCAAGGAUUCACCUGCACCCGCGACAAAAAAGCCGCCCAAAGUUAGAAGGCCCAGCACGACGUCUGACGGCAAGCCGCCAAUUCCCGCUGGCGGCGUGCAGUGCGAGUAUGUCAACCCGCUUCCGCCCUACCAGAGGUGUCCAGACGUCUUUACCCGCAAAUACGACAUUCCACGACACAUGGCACGCCACGCGCGCAGAGAAGGCGAUCUCGUACAGGAGGGCAAGUUGCCAGAGGAGAAGGCUAUGCUCUGGAAGACGAUCCGGGAUAAGCCACGAAUUCGCUGCAAGGUGUGCUUAGAGUACUUUACAAGGCAGGAUGCAUUGAAACGCCACCAGAAUAAGCAGCACCACCACUAGUCACGACGCACGAACGAUCAGGGGGAGGCGAUGUAGAGCAUAGGUAUCUUGUCAUGUAUAGCUUGCGUUGUCGCGAAA